Molecule: messenger RNA, 2072 nt
Organism: Ochotona princeps (American pika)
Lineage: Eukaryota; Metazoa; Chordata; Mammalia; Lagomorpha; Ochotonidae
Gene: CLP1
Product: cleavage factor polyribonucleotide kinase subunit 1
Exons: 3
Coding region: 588-1904 (438 amino acids)
Biological process (GO): tRNA splicing, via endonucleolytic cleavage and ligation
Cellular component (GO): nucleus; mRNA cleavage factor complex
Molecular function (GO): polynucleotide 5'-hydroxyl-kinase activity
Source: RefSeq, a predicted model, not a curated record
AAUAAGCGCAGGAAUGCAACUGUCACUUCUUUGCGGCUUGGGCAGAUUUCGGCGUCUGGGGAAGGUUAGACAAACGCUGGACCUCGCUCAGAGCCGCGGUCCCAGAUGAGAAUCUCUAGUGUAUAAAGUGUGUUUUUGUUGUUUCAAGACCUCCCACAAUCCGUGCUGGUUGUUAGAACAGCACCGUGAGGAAGCGUGCCGCCAGCUAGCAGCAGAGGAGCACGGUCAGGGUGUGGGAAGACCACGGGCGGUUGUGAGCUGGCUGAUGCUGCACCUGUCGCGUCCUCUGCUCGUGUUCCGAUCACAGUCGCCCUUGCUGGUUGACUAAGAGGGUUGAGGAGACCGGACCUCUAUUGCCUUCUCAGCAGCUGAGUGAUGAAGAAGGGGGUGAUGUAGGUGGCGGGGCAUCUUGCCACUCUGUAGGGAUGUUUUCUUGCCUCCAAGUCAUUUAUUGCAUGUAUUGACGGAGGCACCAACACUUGGCCAAGCCCUGUUGUAGGUUCUAGCCUGGCGAAGAAUAUGCGCAACCAUUGCGUUCUGUUUGGGGAAGACAGACAUCCAGGAGGAGUCAGGUGGGGAUAAGGAAUAUGGAGAGAAAUAAAGGAAGGCACGGUUACUCAGAAAGGAUGGGCGAGGAGAGCAGCGACGACAAGAAGCCCACGACGAAGUUCGAACUGGAGCGGGAAACAGAGCUUCGCUUCGAGGUGGAGGCCUCGCAGUCCGUUCAGCUGGAGCUGCUAACCGGCAUGGCUGAGAUCUUUGGCACCGAGCUGACUCGGAACAAGAAGUUCACCUUCGACGCCGGUGCCAAGGUGGCGGUUUUCACAUGGCAUGGCUGCUCUCUGCAGCUGAGCGGCCGCACCGAGGUGGCUUAUGUGUCCAAGGACACCCCGAUGCUGCUUUACCUCAACACACACACAGCGUUGGAGCAGAUGCGGAGGCAGGCGGAGAAGGAAGAAGAGCGGGGCCCCCGAGUGAUGGUGGUGGGCCCCACCGACGUGGGCAAGUCCACCGUGUGUCGCCUGCUGCUCAACUACGCCGUGCGCUUGGGCCGCCGUCCCACCUACGUGGAGUUGGACGUGGGCCAGGGCUCCGUGUCCAUCCCCGGCACCAUGGGGGCACUCUACAUCGAGCGGCCGGCUGACGUGGAAGAAGGGUUCUCUAUACAGGCUCCUCUGGUGUAUCAUUUUGGCUCCACCACUCCUGGCACGAACAUCAAGCUGUAUAACAAGAUCACAUCUCGUCUAGCGGAUGUCUUCAACCAGAGGUGUGAGGUGAACCGCAGAGCAUCUGUGAGUGGCUGUGUCAUCAACACCUGUGGCUGGGUCAAGGGCUCUGGUUACCAGGCCUUGGUCCAUGCAGCUUCAGCCUUUGAGGUCGAUGUCGUCGUCGUGCUGGAUCAAGAACGACUGUACAACGAACUGAAGCGGGACUUGCCCCAUUUUGUGCGCACCGUGCUGCUGCCCAAAUCCGGCGGUGUGGUGGAACGCUCCAAAGACUUCCGGCGGGAAUGCAGGGACGAGCGCAUCCGGGAGUACUUCUAUGGAUUCCGAGGCUGUUUCUAUCCCCACGCCUUCAACGUGAAGUUUUCAGAUGUGAAGAUCUACAAAGUGGGGGCACCCAGCAUCCCCGACUCCUGUUUGCCUUUGGGCAUGUCUCAGGAGGACAAUCAGCUGAAGCUGGUGCCCGUCACGCCCGGCCGGGACAUGGUACACCACCUCCUGAGUGUGAGCACCGCCGAGGGCACGGAGGAGAACCUCUCCGAGACCAGCGUGGCCGGCUUCAUUGUGGUGACCAGCGUGGACCUGGAGCACCAGCUGUUCACCGUGCUCUCUCCAGCCCCCCGCCCCCUGCCCAAGAACUUCCUCCUCAUUAUGGACAUCCGGUUCAUGGAUCUGAAGUAGAGAUGGAGCAGGAGGCCUCGCUGCCUAGGACGGGCAGAGGACCUGGCCAUCACCAGCGGGCUCAGAUAGGACACUGGUGCAGAGUGGUUUAUCUGUGGCCUCUAGACCCGAGAAAACAUCUGUAUUCACCCCUUCAAGCAGGUGGCAGUAACCAGACUCUUCUCAUUU